UUUAUUUUCGCUUUUUCAGAUUCAGACGACAGUCUGUCAGUUUGUGGUUGUGUUCUUGACAAAGUUGUUUCUCAUGCUUUUGCUAACUUGUUUAUAAAUAUUAUAGAAUUUGAGGGAUAUAAAUAUGUUAACACAAGGGUUUAGGUAAUAAAUAGUACAUUUUAUUAAUCUUUGGUUUUAUUUCAAUCAACGUUUCAACAAGUUCAAACUUUCAAAUCCAAACCUUGCGCUCAUGUUUGAUGAUGUUUGAAUAAGUUUUGGUAAAGAUGAACGAAAACAAAAAGUUUUACGGUGAAACAAAUGACGUUUGUGGCAGUAAAUUUGCAGUUGAUUCGGUUUCAAAAAGUAAUUCUGAAUCUUUACGAACUAUUCGAGAGUUGAAUACAGUUUUUGCCAACCGAUUGAAAGACUGCGAAGAUGCUGAUGGUGAGAAAGUUUCAGAGGAAAAGGUGAAAAUCCUUCAGCAAUGGGUGGACAAUUUGACUGAACAGAAUGUUCUGCUGAUUGAAGUGGUUGAAACGUUUGAGAGCGAGGCCGUACACCAACUAAAAGUUGGAUUUGAAUCGCAGAAACUUCAAAACAAGGAACUUCAGGUGCUACAGCAGCAGAUGUCUUUUAAAAACAGGAUCAUAGAGGCCCAGCAAAAAGCUCUAGAAAAGUUGAACGUUCCUGUAAAAAAGUUGGAUGAGAAUGGCAACACUGAAAAUAAUCAUACGACAUCUUCUGUGAAUGGUGAUGUAAGCAGUCAAAACCAAGAAAGUAGAAUUCCGAACAGCAUGGAGCCGAGUAGUGAUUCGGGGAAAGCUUACAAGGCCUGCUUAUCGGAGUUGGAGAGCACAAAGGAAAAGCUUCUCAACGUUGAGAAAGAGAAAGAAGUUUUAAGGAGAAGCGUGGACGAAGCGGAAAAGAAAAUCGACAAACUUAAUCAGAUGAUGAUCAGCAAUGAAAAGAAUGCGCGCGAGAUGCGCGCCGCGCUGACAGCUGAGGUGGCGGACAAACACGACACGUGUCAAGCGCUGCGUCGCGACGCCCAGCAGCUGGAGGAGCGUCUCAGGCAGGCCGACAUGCAGACGCACUUCAAGGACGACAUCAUCAAGGAGCUGAGGAAGCAGAUCAAAAUUGCCACCAACAAGCUGGUUGGGCAGCUGAGAGACAAAGACUCAGCCGUGGCCAGCCUGGAGGAGAAGUUGAAAGUCCUGAAGGAGCUUCCGAUCGAAGUGUCGGCGCAGCUCUAUCACCUGAAGCAGCGCGUCGCCAGUCUCAGUGAGCUGCUAGCAGCUGCCAAACGCAGCCAGCCCAAGAAUGACGUGCAAUUGGUAUUGAACUCGAUACUGUUCAAUUUGAACGAAGCGCUGCUAUUGGUGGAUGGUUACCGCUGUGAUGGCGGCAUGUCCACGCUGAAGCCAGAUGACAGCAACAGUAGGCACCACAAAUCGUCUUCCAACAUCAGCGAUCAAUCACACAAUCAGAUGCCACUGAGCAAUCUGAUGAACGAACUGCAAAGCUUUAAAAAGUUACUUGAAGACGACAAGCUUGGUUGCAAGAAGAUCGAUGAUGAGAUUAGGACUAUUCUCGGUUCGGUGAGCUGUAGUAAUCAGAAUGAAGGCAAAGAAAUGAUGGAGACAUUGAACUAUACUUUGGAGCCACUUGAAGCCUACUUCAGCAGACGGAUUGACAGUCAGGAUGACAAACAAAAUCUUUCCAUGAAGAAUUUGUUGGAAUCUGUCCGCUGCAUAAAAAGUGUUAUCAGGAAGUUUAGUAAUAAACCCGAGAGUGCAAGCAUUAAUAAUGAACUGCAAAGUCGUAUUAGCACUCUACAGCGACACUUGAACCAAUAUCAGGAAUCGAAAGAAAAAGUUUACCAUAAACUUUGUUGUCUUCAAAAUGAUCAAAACGAAAAAGUUACCAAACAACCCACUGAAAGUAAUUGUGAUGUACGAAAAUGUGAAGAAUAUAAUCAGUCUGGAACUAAUAAUAUACAGUGUGAGACAAGUAGGGAUGCCACGAUAAGACAGUUAACAAAUGACCUGCAAGAACUCAACUGUCAACUCAAGUCCAGAGAACAAAUUAUAACCAAUCAACAAGAAACAAUCGAUUUGCUGCAGAACUCUCUACAAAUGGAACAGACUGAGAUGGAAACUUUGAAAGUUGAGAAGGAAAAAGCUGACGCUCAAACCCAUGCCUUGAAAGCCAAGGUAUUGUUGCUGGAAGCAGAGUUGAAGGAGGUGCAAGCUGCCUUGACCAACAACUGCUGUGUUGAAGCAACAGGUUUCGGCGCCGGUAAGGCGUUGAAUUCAACAUCGAGCAAAACAUGGACGCCCUGGUCUGGCAAGCAGACACUCCCCACUCAUCGACACAUACAUGAUGUGUGACGUGACGUCAUCACAUCUUGAAUUCAUCCAUCAUGCCCUCAAGCAUCACUUUAUCAUAGAUAAUAGCA
Molecule: messenger RNA, 2440 nt
Organism: Nilaparvata lugens (brown planthopper)
Lineage: Eukaryota; Metazoa; Arthropoda; Insecta; Hemiptera; Delphacidae
Product: girdin
Exons: 18
Coding region: 267-2372 (701 amino acids)
Biological process (GO): phosphorelay signal transduction system
Source: RefSeq, a predicted model, not a curated record